This is a messenger RNA of Cajanus cajan (pigeon pea), 2609 nucleotides long. RefSeq names its product ALBINA 1 (gene ALB1). The record is from RefSeq and is a predicted model, not a curated record. Gene Ontology annotation, biological process: chlorophyll biosynthetic process. Gene Ontology annotation, molecular function: ATP hydrolysis activity; ATP binding; magnesium chelatase activity. Lineage: Eukaryota; Viridiplantae; Streptophyta; Magnoliopsida; Fabales; Fabaceae.
AGAAGAAGGGAUAAGAUUAUAAGGAAGUUGGAAAUGAGUGAAGAGAGUCUCUGAAUUCUGAAAUGGGUUUCGCUUUCGCUUACACUGCUUCCACUUCCUCAAACCUCCAAUCCCACUCUCUCUUCGCUGCAUUCAGAUCAAAACCCUCUCUCUCUUUCUUCAAUACUUAUCCACCCAAACGCAUUCGAAACCGUUCUCCAAUUAUUCGCGCUCAAUCCCAAAAUGGACCUAUGCUUACUUCUGAGAAACCCGACACUAAUUACGGAAGACAAUACUUCCCCCUCGCUGCUGUUGUGGGCCAAGAUUCUAUAAAGACGGCUCUUUUACUUGGGGCAAUUGACCCUGGGGUUGGAGGAAUUGCCAUACAAGGAAAGCGAGGAACUGCCAAAACUGUAAUGGCACGUGGAUUGCAUGCGAUACUGCCUCCUAUUGAAGUGGUGGCAGGUUCCAUAGCCAAUGCAGAUCCAUCCUGCCCAGAAGAGUGGGAAGAUGGUCUUCCCGAAAGCGUGGAAUAUGAUGCUGAUGGAAAUAUUAAAACUCGUAUUAUCAAGUCUCCCUUUGUUCAGAUUCCUCUUGGAGUUACAGAGGACAGACUCAUUGGAUCAGUUGAUGUUGAGGAGUCUGUGAAAACAGGCACAACUGUUUUCCAGCCAGGCUUACUGGCUGAAGCUCAUAGAGGUGUUUUAUAUGUUGAUGAAAUUAAUCUUUUGGAUGAGGGUAUUAGUAAUUUGCUCCUCAAUGUAUUGACUGAAGGAGUAAAUACUGUUGAAAGAGAGGGGAUCAGCUUCAAGCACCCUUGCAGGCCCCUUCUCAUUGCCACCUAUAACCCAGAUGAGGGUGCUGUUCGUGAACAUCUUCUAGAUCGCAUUGCGAUUAAUCUAAGUGCAGAUCUUCCAAUGAGUUUUGAAAACCGUGUUGCAGCUGUUGGAAUUGCUACAGAGUUUCAGGAGAACAGUAACCAAGUAUUUGAGAUGGUUGAAGAGGAAACAGACAAUGCAAAAACUCAGAUCAUCUUGGCUAGAGAGUAUCUAAAAGAUGUUACUAUUAGCAGAGAACAAUUAAAAUACCUAGUUAUUGAAGCUUUACGAGGUGGUUGCCAGGGACAUAGAGCUGAGCUAUUUGCUGCCCGUGUUGCAAAGUGCUUAGCUGCUCUGGAGGGACGUGAAAAGGUUUAUGUGGAUGACCUAAAAAAAGCAGUAGAACUGGUCAUUCUACCCCGGUCAAUUGUUACUGAGAGCCCACCAGAGCAACAAAAUCAACCUCCUCCUCCUCCGCCUCCCCCACAAAAUCAAGAAUCAAGUGAAGAACAGAAUGAAGAGGAAGAACAAGAGGAUGACAAGGAUGAAGAGAAUGAACAACAGCAAGAACAAUUACCUGAAGAGUUUAUCUUUGACGCUGAAGGGGGCUUGGUAGAUGAAAAACUCCUCUUCUUUGCCCAACAAGCACAAAGACGCCGUGGGAGGGCUGGAAGGGCGAAAAAUGUUAUAUUUUCAGAGGAUAGAGGCCGAUACAUCAAGCCAAUGCUUCCAAAGGGCCCUGUAAAGAGAUUAGCUGUUGAUGCAACCCUUAGAGCUGCUGCACCUUAUCAAAAAUUGCGAAGGGCAAAGGACACUGGAAACAGUAGAAAAGUAUUUGUGGAGAAAACUGACAUGAGGGCAAAGAGAAUGGCACGUAAAGCAGGAGCAUUGGUCAUAUUUGUGGUUGAUGCAAGUGGAAGCAUGGCAUUGAACAGGAUGCAGAAUGCAAAAGGUGCAGCACUUAAACUUCUGGCUGAAAGUUAUACAAGCAGGGAUCAGGUAUCUAUAAUUCCGUUUCGUGGAGAUGCAGCUGAAGUUCUCCUACCACCUUCUAGAUCAAUUGCAAUGGCAAGGAAGCGUCUUGAAAGGCUUCCAUGUGGUGGAGGGUCCCCACUAGCUCAUGGUCUUACAACGGCUGUUAGGGUUGGAUUAAAUGCGGAGAAAAGUGGCGACGUUGGACGCGUAAUGAUUGUUGCAAUCACUGAUGGCAGAGCCAAUAUAUCAUUGAAAAGGUCAACUGACCCUGAAGCUGCUGCAGCAACUGAUGCCCCAAAACCUUCAGCGCAACAAUUGAAAGAUGAAAUUCUUGAGGUGGCUGGGAAAAUAUAUAAAGCAGGAAUGUCUCUCCUUGUCAUCGACACUGAAAAUAAGUUUGUCUCAACGGGUUUCGCCAAGGAAAUUGCUAGAGUUGCCCAAGGGAAGUAUUAUUAUCUUCCAAAUGCAUCAGAUGCUGUUAUCUCAUCGGCAACAAAGGAAGCUUUAUCAGCUUUGAAAAGUUCAUGAAAACUAACAAGAAUUAAGCAGCCAAAUACGAUUUCUUCCCCCUUUUGUCGUAAAAGUUAAUUCAAAUCAUGCCACUAUCUAUGAUGGGAAGAAAGCACAUCGUAAUAGCUUGCUCCAUUUUUUCUGUUUAUGAUCCAGUUUUCCCCCAUUUUAAGUUAGUAGUUUCCCAAUUAGAAAUGAAAAUGAUGUUACGAGUAUAGGUUUCUCCUGGACAUACAGAUCUCAAACUUUCUUCUGUUUGCCACGGUGUACGAUAUUAAAUGAAUCCAUUUAUAUCUGAAUUUCAAUCUAAUUCCAUUCUUAUAUUGA